GCACACGAGCUGAAUGCCGUGGGGCCGCAGUUCGGCAUGGCUGGCUGCGAUCUCUUUUCAUUCCUGACGGGUGACGCUGAUGACGCGGAACACCAGAAACAACUGUUGAGAGAGGAAAAGGAAAAAGCGAUGUUUUCUGGCAGAAAGAGUAGGAGGGAACGCCGUGCCCAUCGCUAUGGAAUAGACGAGAUACCAUCCGCGCUUAUAAGGGUAUGUGCAGACGAAUUGACGUUUCCGUUUUAUACGCUUGUCAAUCAGUCUUUUGCCGAGGGUGUGUUCCCGGAUCUUCUUAAACAAUCCCUGAUAAAACCGAUCCUCAAAAAAGGAACAAUGUCCGAUUGCGAAACUUUAAAUAUAAAAUUUCGAGUUUUGGACUUGUUCAGUGAACUUGACGAGUCUGAGUUGGAUGAAGUUGAAAAAUGGAUUUCUAGUCAAUCUUAUAAGAAAGACUUAGAAAAGAAGAAAGCCCUUCGCAAUUCAGAAAGGACACUGAUUAAAAUUGGGAAUGCUAUAAAAAAGAUAAUUCCAUUUGAGGCAGAGAUGGACUCUGAAACAAUCAUACCACCAACUGUAGGUGACCAAGCAGAUUGUAACUCAGUCAACACUUGUCAUGUAGAUGCUUUCCUGUAUGAUGAAGAAGAGGUUGAAAAUCUAGUAAAAGAAGGAAAAUUAAAACGAUUUUACUGUCUGGAUUGCCACUCACGCAACAUUAAGGACUUGACUUACAUAUCUCACUCAAUGUCGAAAUCUGUGCUCCAGUAUAUUUUUAAAGUUCUACUUCCUAAAGAUCUAGAUGACAAACUGUUGUUAGAUAUUGGAUCUAGGUUGGGAGCAGUGUUGUAUGGAGCAUAUUAUCUCUCAAAUGCAUCAAAUAUUAUAGGAAUUGAACUCAGUAAGGACUUCUGCAAAGUUCAAGAAAGAAUGUUUGAUGCAUUUUCAAUGGACACAAAUAGAAUAAAAGUAAUACACUCUGAUGCAAUGGAAAGACAUGAUAUUAUUGAAAACUCUGAUAUUAUAGUAAUAAAUGUUCUAGAUUUCUUUGUAGACAUAGAAAAACAUAAAGAAAUGUGGUAUUUCUUCAAAAAGUACAUAAAGAAAGGUAGUUAUCUUGUAUGUAAUAGAAGUAUGGCAGACACACUCAGCAGUUUAGACAUUUUUGAAGAGUUUAUGAAUUGGCUAAGCAUUUGCAAACCGAGUCAAUUAGAAAAUGAGGUACUGUUUGAUAUAGAAGAUAGUAACGAACUGUAUUUAUACACUGUAAAUUAA
Hyposmocoma kahamanoa is the source of this 1266-nucleotide messenger RNA. RefSeq lists its product as uncharacterized. The record is from RefSeq and is a predicted model, not a curated record. The annotation marks the transcript as partial. NCBI's taxonomy places the organism in Eukaryota, Metazoa, Arthropoda, Insecta, Lepidoptera, Cosmopterigidae. The transcript is spliced from 7 exons. Gene Ontology annotation, molecular function: methyltransferase activity.